Fomitopsis serialis is the source of this 407-nucleotide messenger RNA. RefSeq names its product complex 1 protein-domain-containing protein. Gene Ontology annotation, cellular component: mitochondrion. Lineage: Eukaryota; Fungi; Basidiomycota; Agaricomycetes; Polyporales; Fomitopsidaceae. Bases 42 to 296 code for a protein of 84 amino acids. The record is from RefSeq and is a predicted model, not a curated record. The transcript is spliced from 3 exons.
GCCCUCGCUCGUCCUCCAGCCAGCUCUUGUGCCCUCCUGCGAUGCGCAACCCGACUCUCAGACACUUCAUUCUGCAGCAAAGAGUAUUGACACUCUAUCGGCAGGCAGUGCGCGCCACGCGAUAUAUACCGGAUUCUAACGCCCGCAAAGAAACGGUUGCAUGGAUUCGGGGCGAAUUUGAGCGGAAUCGAGGCUUAGACGAUGUGCACGCUAUAGAAGAGAAGCUUGCUUCUGGGCGACGGGAGCUCAAGCAAAUACUGCCCUUCCUGCCGCCUCCCGUUCCUCGGAGGCCAUAACGCUGUGCGUCAGGGCAUCGGAAUGCAAACAGUCUAUGUUUGUCUUGUUGUUGCGUAAGUAGCUAUCUUCUCAUUAAUCGUCAACCACAUAACUGUGAGCACCCCGCUGAG